AUGAUGUUCAACCUCUCUGCAAAACAUCUUAUGCUCGCUGCUCUUUUUACCCAGCUUCUCCUGAGCAGCAACGCGGUGUCCUUCCCCGGCACAGUAGGCCCAUACAACACCAGCAUCGCAACAACCCAGCUAAUUGAUCAUCAUCGUUUGGAUCCCUACGCCCCAACGCCGCAGCCGCGUACUCUGAUGAUCUCUCUCUUUCAUCCCGUCCCUCCCGCAGCAUGUUGCCCAUCCCUGACGUCCUACAUGGACCCCAUCACCGCCACCUUCGAGGAUGAACAGUAUGCACAGGCUGGCAUCCCAGCAGGCGCCUUCGGCUCACUUACCCUUCAAACCUGCAAGCCAUGUACGAAUUCAACUUCGAGUCGCCGGGUCAAGGGCCCAAAAUAUCCGCUCGUUCUCUUCUCACCUGGCCUGGGGAAUACUCGACUCUUGUACAGUGCUAUGGCCCAGCAACUGUCCAGCACUGGCUACAUCGUCGUAACCGUCGACCAUCCCUAUGACGCAGGCAUCGUAACAUUCCCUGACAAUACCACAAUCCUCGCCGCGAACAUUACAACCGAUACCCAAAUUGUGGAUGACCUGAACAUCCGCGUGAGAGACGUAUCCUUCGUCCUCGACCAGCUCCACCGUCCAUCCAUCAUCUCAAAGCUCAUCCCAGGCCAAACAUGUGGGUUAGAUACCUCUAAAGUGGGAAUCUACGGUCACUCCCUUGGGGGCGCCACCGCAGCUGAGGCUAUGCUUUCCGAUUCCCGUCUCAAGGGGGGUAUCAAUCUGGACGGUACAUUUUUCGGCUCUGUUAUCAACCGGGGAUUGGAUAAGCCCUUCAUGAUGAUGGCGCAUGAAGGGAAGAAUUUGACAACUGAUGUCACUUGGGGCGCUCUGUGGCCAAAGUUGAAGGGUAUCAGGAGACGAUUUAUGCUGAAUGGGAGUACACAUGGUACAUUCACAGAUUUGGCGCAGGCUGCUGAUAUAAUUGGUCUGAGAGAGGAAUUUCCGACACAGGCGGCCGCAUUAUUGGGGAGUAUUGAUGGGGGAAGAGCCCUUCAGGUUAUUGCUACUUACACUAGCAGAUUCUUUGACUUUGUUUUGAAGGGAAAGAAAGUUGAGUUAUUGGAUAUGUCCAGUAUGGAGUUUCCUGAGGUGACUGUUGGGGAAAAUUAA
Messenger RNA from Aspergillus thermomutatus, 1164 nucleotides. RefSeq names its product PAF acetylhydrolase family protein. NCBI's taxonomy places the organism in Eukaryota, Fungi, Ascomycota, Eurotiomycetes, Eurotiales, Aspergillaceae. Gene Ontology annotation, molecular function: 1-alkyl-2-acetylglycerophosphocholine esterase activity. The record is from RefSeq and is a predicted model, not a curated record. The transcript has 2 exons. The coding region runs from base 1 to 1164 and encodes 387 amino acids.